This is a messenger RNA of Drosophila subobscura, 3524 nucleotides long. It is a transcript of the gene TTLL4A, whose product is annotated as tubulin polyglutamylase TTLL4. The transcript is spliced from 11 exons. Gene Ontology annotation, cellular component: cilium. The record is from RefSeq and is a predicted model, not a curated record. Bases 50 to 3241 code for a protein of 1063 amino acids. Gene Ontology annotation, molecular function: tubulin binding; tubulin-glutamic acid ligase activity. NCBI's taxonomy places the organism in Eukaryota, Metazoa, Arthropoda, Insecta, Diptera, Drosophilidae. Gene Ontology annotation, biological process: protein polyglutamylation; microtubule cytoskeleton organization.
UUAUUUACACGUUUUCUUUCGCCUCAUAACUAAAUGACUACAAUUCGACAUGCGUAACAACAGCGAUUAUUACUUGACAAAUAAUAUAAAUUUGACUAACAACAACAGUACCAAGAAAUCAGCAUCACGUUACUGUAGUGUGGACAAUACAUUGAAUUAUUACAAUAAUGCAAAAACAAGUGGUCGUAGCUGGAGCCGGAAAAAUCAAAAUCUACAAGCAACCCAAGAAUCUACAAAGGAGGCCUUUCUCCAAGAUAUAUCCAGCUCUAAUUGCCGUCAGACUUCUGCCUAUUGGCCGCUCGAUUCAGCGUACUGUUCUGACGUAUUUACAAAGACACUUGGCGAUCAACGAAGUACUAACGGUGGGGCUUCAUCAAAAAAGAGUCAAGGAUAUGUCUAUAAGGAAGUUCGUCAAUCAGAAGAAUAUUUUAAUGAUACAAAGCACAAUAUGCGUGAAUAUAACGCGAGCAAAGAUCAGCUAAGGGCGCUAAAAUCAGACAUUUUCGAGGAACAGGAACAAAAGAGCUGGAAAGCAAGAAUAACACGUAGAACUAAAUAUCUGGAAAAUAUUCCAGACAGAAAUAACGUCCUGAAUUCUACGCCAGAUCCAUCAUGGGAUUCUAUACUAUCUGAAGUACCCACCCAGUACCAUACGAGUAACCAGCACUACGAACACUAUUUUUCAUAUUUUUAUAACCGUGGAACUGAAAAAGUGUCGAAUCUUCCGUCAUUCACAACUAACCGAAAACUGCCAAUGACUGAAGUUCAAAACUCCUCAGGUCGACGAGACCCGCGUGAUGGUAACGUGACUACUGCCGGUCAAAGAGAGUCAUCAAAGGGUGCGGGCUACGAUUCGCCAUUCGAAUCACACGUACUAAAGGAAAAAUUACCCAGUAAUUAUUUGUCUAACGAUUAUAGCUGCAAUGGUUGGGGAGAAGCUGUAGACUAUCCUGAAUCAUUGCUGCAGAAGGCUGGUGAAGAGUAUCUGGAUUUGUACGACUCCGAGGCUAUCAUAGAAACUCAAUUCGAUCCGAUACAUCGUCGUCUCAGAUUGUCUGAGAAGAGUGCAAUAGAUUAUUCAGGAGUUGAUUCAGCCAAUAACAACAAUUCAAGUACGGAGAAACCUUUAGAUCAGUCGCCGCCGCCAUGUUUACCCAUUAAUCAAAAAAGAAGCAAGGGAACCACAACAUCCAAUAAAAAGUCAUUGCCCACAGUUCACAGAGUCUUGUUGUAUAGUACUCAAAGUCCGCGAAUGGGGCGCAAGCAACAGCACGCGACGCAUCGCAAUUUAAACUUAAAAAACCAAAUCUCCAAAUCGGUGGAACCGCAAGACGACUUUCCCGCUGUUCUAUUAGUUGAGCCCGAAUCCAAAGAUGAAGUCUAUCGAAGUCACACAGACUCUGAUCGGAACCCGGAUUUCGACGAUGACGACGACUUAGACAAUAUUUCGAAUUUCGACGAGAGCGACACGGAAAGUUUGAUAUCCGACGCUGAAGAUGGCUACCGGGCUCAUGCCUAUAAGCUUACGCAUUCUGUGGAUAGAUUCUCAUCCCCCCAUAGCGGCUCUAGCUUUUCGGCUCAGUCUUCUGAAGGUGACCUCAAGAAUCCAGAGUCGCUCCUGGUACCCAGUUUGUUUCCCUUCGUACCACCGUAUUUGUCUUUCUCAUCGAACACAUCAAAGGGUCCAAGGGUUCCGCCGGAACUCCAUAGAGUGCUCAAAUGGCGGGUUACCAACAUAAUGCCAAAAGUUGUGCGCCUGAUUCUAGCCAACAGCGGAAUGCGAAUGUUAAAGAAGACCAAUGAUUGGAUGGGAGUGUGGGGCAAGCAUUUAAGGUCGCCUUGUUUCAAGACCAUACGUUCAUAUCAGAAAAUAAACCACCUGCCAGGCUCUUUUCGCAUCGGCAGAAAGGAUUCCUGCUGGAAAAACUUGCAAAGGCAGAUGGGCAAGCACAGCAACAAGGAGUUUGGCUUCAUGCCGCGGACAUACAUUAUACCCAACGAUCUAUGUGCUUUACGCCGUCACUGGCCGAAAUAUUCACAGCGUAAUACCAAGUGGAUUAUCAAGCCACCGGCAAGUGCAAGAGGAGCUGGUAUUCGCGUAAUAAAUAGAUGGGGACAGAUCCCAAAGCGAAGACCACUUAUUGUGCAAAAGUAUAUAGAACGUCCACUACUUAUUAAUGGUAGUAAGUUUGACUUGCGUCUCUAUGUUCUCGUUACCUCCGUUAACCCGUUGAGAGUUUUCAUGUAUCACAACGGGCUGGCUCGAUUCGCAUCAGUAAAGUACAGUUCCAGGACAGACACAUUAGGCGAUAGGUGCAUGCAUUUGACAAAUUAUAGCAUCAACAAGUUCUCUUCUAAUUACUCAAAAAAUGAAGAUGUAAAUGCCUGCCAUGGUCAUAAGUGGACCAUAAAGUCUCUGUGGACAUAUUUAGCUAACCGAGGGGUUCGAACAGACUGUCUGUGGGAAGCCUUGAGAAGCUUAGUCUUGCGGACUAUUAUAGCUGGCGAGAAUGGUAUAAAUAGUAUGAUUAGAGCCAAUGUAGAGUCAAAAUACAGCUGCUUUGAGCUGUUUGGCUUUGAUGUUAUUUUGGAUUCAGAUUUAGUCCCAUGGCUAUUAGAAGUUAAUAUAUCACCAAGUUUACACUCUGAAUUGCCAUUGGACUCCCAUGUCAAGGCCCCCCUUGUACAAGGUGUGCUGAACACGGCACUGUAUAACGUACCUCCAAAAUUAUCUCAAGAGAAGCAGAAAGAGCUAGCUGCCGAACUGUCAUUUCCAACUGGCACACAAAUGUGUUACGAUAAGCGACUCUACAUAAACUAUUUAUCUCGCGAAGAGAAGGAAAAGCAUAACACAUUCACGCGAAAGUCUAUGGAAGAUAGGAAUGAGUACAUUAACGACAUUCUGGAUAACCUAACGCCUGAUGAUGUACGAUGUCUCAUCAUUGCGGAAGAUGAGUUGGCGCGAUGUGCACCACUGGAACGUAUCUUCCCAACAGAUCAAACUCAUAAGUACCUAAAAUACAAUGAUACACCAAGAUAUUACAAUCGUCUGUUAGAUGCCUGGGAGUCUCGCUACGCAAACAAUCGUGCGGAAGGCAUCGCAUUAUUACGUGAUUAUUGUCAAAACAAAUAUCAUCUUCAAGUUCCAACAUCUCCAAACAAAAAGGUCAUGAACGAUAGUUGUGAAGAGCUCAAUCUUAAGACUGUAAUAUCUGUACGACAAGAUGACAACAAUGCUUAAGAUCCCAACCGAUUCAAAAACUUAAUUUAAAUGCGCAGAAAGACCGUUGUGAUAAGAGGAUGGCAUAUUAAAAACACCAAAAACACUAGCUUUCCCUUAGAACAGAUACUGUUUGGCCCAUUAUAAAUUUGAUCCAAUUUUGAAAUUUAGUUUUAAGCCUUAAAAGGUAUUCGAUGUGUUCAGCCUCUGAGAAAUUUAUAUAUUAUGUAAGAUGAUUAGUAAUCGCCAAAUAGGAGUGAAUUAAUAAAAUUAUAUGUUGUAUUGCUAUAUUUAUUACAACUAA